GAGGACGAGACUUUUACCAAUCAAACUACGAGUAGUGAAUUGCCUUAGCCAAUCAUAGCGUGAGGGGCGGGAUCUGUCGAAUAUGAUUGGGGAUGAAAAAAAUAAUAAUACCGCUGGAAACAACACUCUACCGGGGAGGGGAUAAAUAUAUAUUUUCUAACAGUCUGUUUGCAAACAGAGUUAACUUUUAACAUAGUCGACGUCUUCAAGUGAAUACUUGGUGUAAUUUACAGUGAUUAUUGCUAUUUCGAGACUUGUCUUGUAGAAAAUAGGGAUGAUACCGUGUUGGGAAAGGACUUGUUUUGGUGUUUUGCUAGGUCAAGAAGGCUGGCCAGUGUAGUAAUAUUAUCUGGGUAACGUAGACUUAACUUUAAACUAUUUCAUAGCACAAUUUGGCACGGGAAUAUAUUCGUGUGUGUCUUGUAAUAUAAGUAAAUCCGAUAAUUGUGUAACGCUAAUUAACAUUAGUAGCUAAUAUCUACUUCUUUUCCGAUACGAAUGCUAAUGUUGCUAGCUUAAUGAACAAAAGCUGAAGACGUCAACAGUGCUCGCGCAAAACGUUUGUCAGUCUGUUUUUAACGGCGUUUAAGACUUAAAAAUAAUAAUAAUAAAUAAAUAACCGGUGAAUAAUAUUCUCUAAAAGUCGCGUUUAUGCGUCUUGGAUGUGUUUAGGUAUUGAGCGCCUGUGAACUGGUCUACUUUAGAUCAUUAUUAUUAUUAUUAAUGUUAUUCAGAUUUGUAUUGUAUAAAUUUCCCUACAGUAAAUUAGUUUGAGAUUAAAACAAGAACUAUGCAUAAAAUAUAUAUAGAGUAGAUACGGAAAUAUUUCACACCUCCACCCAAAAUAUCGACCUUUUUGUUUUUGUUACCGUACAAACGGACUUUAUUAUAUAUAUCGUGUCUUACUUCCGGUCAGCCACUUCCGGUUAAUUUAACACACUAUUUAAAAAAAAAUAAGAUAGCAUCACCACGCACUAGCAUUUUUAGUAAAGUUUAUUUACUACUAAAUAUAGAUUUGUGUUAGAAAAAAAAAAUAUAUAUAUAGGUGGUCCAGUUUUACACACUGGUACAAACCGGAAAUAACUAGUUCGCUGACUAGUUUGAAUUGUUGCCAAGUUUGUCACCGUUCGCCAAAAAAAAAAAUGCUUUAAAAAGAAUUAUAUUGAGUAAAUAAACAGUGCUUGUUGUUGUAGACAACUCCAACAUUGAUUUAUGUAUUUAUAUAUUUAUUUCUUUUAUAAUAUAUUCGAAAUAAUUUGAAGAUUUGUUUGGUUGUGAGAGUUACCCUAAUCUGGCAACCUGUCAAACCAGUUUCCAUGACAACUCAUCCAGACAAGGUUUAGUUAAAUAAACCUACGUUAUCGAAUUAUCCGCUGAUGAAUAAGAUCACUAGGAAUCGCCUGUUUAUUCUGUAUUACCGCGUCUGAUAGCUGCACUCGUGAUCGUUGCAGCUAGCGCUAGCUAAGGAACGUUGUGAAGGUUCAACACUGUAUACAUCGCAAAUUCCACAUCUCCUUCGCCUGGAAUCAGUUUCUCCAUCUUGGAAAAGCGCUACCAGUCUUUAUUCUAGUACCACCACGUUUCUUGACGUUACUUUUUUUUGUUUUGUUUUGUUUUAGAAUAACUGCAUCGAUCUCCAUCACUGUAAGCAAAAGUGGCUAACAAAUCUCGCACAAAAGAAAAUUUCCGACCUGUACUCAUGUCCACAUUUUAAAAUAUGGUGGGUGAUUCUAUAUUGACUGUAAUAAGCUAAACUUUUUUAUUUAUUUUUUAAAAUCAGUACAAUUAAUUUGACAGUCAGGGCUGUAACGAAUAUUUCAGUACCGUAAAUACCUAAAAUAUUUUAAACGGCAUCAACAACACUGACUGCCUGCUAAAUUUCAACUUAGAUUUUAUUUUUGUAGUCGUAGAUACAAAAAAAAACUCUUUGUUGUACUUGGGCGUAUACUGAUCAAUAAAAAUCAAUGAUGAAUUGAUUUGGAAGGUUUGAGGUGACCGGUUAAUGCACUGGAACCGUUUUCCUUCUCCUGGACAAACAGGGGUUCCUUUGGGUCAAAGCCCUUACGUUAGGAAUCAUCUCCAUCUUCCCGUCCUGCACGCUUUACUAGUUUAGCGGUGGAAUGAGUGCGGCCGGAGAUAAGGGCGUGAACGGGGUUCUGGUUUGUCAGGAGAGUUACGCGUGCGGCGGAUCGGACGAAGCCGCCUACGAGUGCGACGAAUGCGGAAGCUUACAGUGCACACGCUGCGAGCUCGAGCUCCACCGCCAGGAGCGCAUGCGCAAUCACGACCGGGUCCGGAUCGCACCGGGACACGUGCCGUUCUGCGACCAGUGCAAAGGACACGCGGGCAGUCCGACUAACGGAUCCCGGCACAGGGCCGUAGUGCGCUGUCAGGGCUGCAAGAUCAAUUUAUGCCUGGACUGUCAGAAGCGGACGCACAGCGGCGUGAGCAAGAGGAAACACCCGCUCUUUGCUUAUCCGCCAUGCAAAGCGCCGGAAAAGAUCCCCAACGCUGGCGAUGGAGAGUUAGAUGAUUGGAAAGCUCAGCUGGAAAAAGUUCACAGCUUCCUCCUGGUGGAUGAGAAAGAGGAAAUGCAGGUGAAGGACGCAGACGAGUUCGUCAGCAUGCUGGGUUGCGCCCCGGACGAGCUCCUGAAGGUGGUGUCCAUCUUCGGGAACACGGGCGAAGGCAAAUCUCACACCCUCAACCACACGUUCUUCAGAGGCCGGGAGGUGUUCAAGACGUCUCCCACGCAGGACUCCUGCACGGUGGGCGUGUGGGCAGCGAUGGACCCGCUCCAUAAAGUAGUGGUCGUGGACACCGAGGGGCUCCUGGGAGCCGGAACUAACCAGGGCCAGCGGAUCCGGCUCCUGCUGAAGGUCCUGGCCGUGUCCGAUCUGGUGAUUUACCGCACACACGCCGACCGGCUGCACGACGACCUGUUCAAGUUCCUGGGCGACGCCUCGGACGCGUAUUUAAAGCAUUUCACCAAGGAGCUGAAAGCCACCACGGCCCGCUGUGGUCUGGACGUGCCACUUUCCACUCUGGGCCCGGCUGUCAUCAUCUUUCAUGAGACCGUCCACACCAAAUUACUGGGCUCAGAUAAGCCCUUGGAAUCGGCAGAACGUCUUCUCCAGGAGCGUUUCCGAAAGCUUGGCCUCUUCCCCGAGGCGUUCAGUUCCAUCCAGUACAGAGGCACGCGAACCUACAACCCUCCCACCGAUUUCAGCGGCCUGCUGCGCAGCGUGGAGCUGCAGCUGGACAACACCACCACGCGCUCGCCACGGACGGCCAGCGUCAUCUACAAAGCCCUAAACGCCCUGAGUGAGCGGUUUAGUGGUGAGAUCCCUGACGAAUACCUGUCCAGUAACUCCUUCUUCCCUGAUGAAUAUUUUACCUGCUCCAGCAUCUGUCUGAGCUGUGGCUCAGGCUGCAAGAACAGCAUGAACCACCUGCGUGAGGGCGUGAUCCACGAGGCCAAGCACCGCUGCCGCUACUCCGCCCACUACGACAACCGCAUCUACACCUGCAAGGCGUGCUAUGAGAGCGGUAAGGAGGUGAUCGUGGUUCCUAAGACCACAGCAUCCUCCGAUUCUCCCUGGUUUGGUCUGGCCAUUUAUGCCUGGUCUGGGUAUGUAAUCGAGUGUCCAAACUGCUCAGUGAUCUACAGAAGCAGGCAGUACUGGUACGGGAACCAGGACCCCGUCGACACCGUGGUCCGUACCGAGAUACACCACGUUUGGCCGGGGUCAAACGGAUUCUCCAAGGACAACAACAACGCCGCGCAGAGGCUGCUGGACGGAGUGAACUACAUGGCCCAGUCGGUGUCGGAGCUGAGCGUCAAGCCUGCCAAAGCCGUCACUUCGUGGCUCACCGACCAGAUCGCCCCCGCUUACUGGAAACCCAACUCGCUCAUCCUCAACUGCUCCAAGUGUGGUGAGGCCUUCAACGAUAGCGAUACAAAGCACCACUGCCGGGCGUGCGGAGAAGGCUUCUGCGAUGGCUGCUCGUCUAAAUGCAGACCCGUACCCGAGAGAGGAUGGGGACUGACGCCGGUCAGGGUGUGUGACGCCUGCUUCCAAAACCGAGGAAUCCCAGAGGAGCUGUUGGACGCUGCUUUGGAGGAGGAGGAGAGCGGCACGCUGAUCGCCAGGAAAGUGGGAGAAGCCGUGCAGAACACUUUAGGAGCCGUGGUCACUGCCAUAGACAUCCCUCUGGGCUUGGUUAAAGACGCGGCGCGGCCGGCGUACUGGGUUCCUGACCAGGACAUCCGUUGCUGCUCUCAGUGCCAGCGUGAGUUUAACGCCCGUCUCUCCAUCCAUCACUGCCGAGCCUGCGGACAGGGCGUGUGUGACGGCUGCUCCCCUGACCGGCGCGCCGUACCGUCUCGCGGCUGGGACCAUCCCGUACGAGUGUGCAUCACGUGCACCCAGAAACCCGGAGACCUUUAGCAGGACGUACAGAUACCGGACAGCGCGGAACCGUCCGAGCCGUGUCGGGGGAGAAGCUACGCGUGAUUUCGUACGUGGACGCUCCUCGCCACCUCUCUGGUGAAGGAAAGACUCGAGUAUCAUGUUUCAUUUGCAGCUUACUUUUUUCCCCCACAGGAUGCUAUUUUGACAAUCCCUUGCUUAUUAUACAGAAACCCACAGCGCAGCCUUCCCUCAGAUUCAUCGAGUCGUCUCUGGAUGAAGUAUUUUCCAGCAAAUCCGUAUCAAAUCGAUCCGGUUACAGUGUGUGUGAAUCCGGGGAAUCUCUGCACUGUACUGUACGAUCGGAUCGGCCGGACACUCUCAGAGCAGGCGUUAACACGGCGCUUAGUCUACGUUGCUCGUUCCGCUUCCGGACGUCUUCCUUCAAGGAGAAAUCCAUUUGUAUUCAUAUACUCGCCGUGUAGCGCGUGUAGACCGAGGAGCUCGUUUUAUAACGUUUAGAAACUUUAUUACAGACGUUUUCCCUCGAACACGCGGCCCCUACCUUCUCCACACACACACACACACACACGAGGAACUCCUGCAGCGACGUGUGGAAUACGUGCCAAAACGAAACGCAAAACCUCCCUCGCAACAAACCGCGUGUGGCGUUGCGUUUAGAAUUCGUCGAGACGCGAUCAGCUUCCCUGCGUGUAACAGGACGAAACGAUCGACACAUCGUCACACGCUCUACUUCCAAACGGAUUUAUAUUACAGAAGCUUGUAGGUUCUUAGAAUACGAGGCGGGAGAUAACGGACAUAGUCCGAACGUUAACCGCGAGUCAUUAAAAUAUGUAAACUUACAGGAUUUAGCGAUUUUUGCGAUCACGGGAAUGAACGCAAAAUCGAGGAAACGCCGCGGUAUUCGGAGGAGCGUGCAGUUUUUCAGAAUCACCGCAGAUUCGAGCCGAGACGCGUACUCGGACACGAGUACGGCUGAAAGGUCUCGUUUACCAACGAACAUCGCCGUGAAAGACCGCGCAGAACUAUGAUGGAUUUGUAACUGAACGGAGCAGUUUUAUCCUCCAGACGUUUCCACGUGCCGUCCUUCGGCGACGAGACCAAACAACGUUAAAACCAACGUAAUAACGGUUUUCCUUUCGGCACGUUUUCUUCACGUCGCUAUUAAACUACUGAAGCGAUGCGUGUGUGUUUUACAUAAAUUUCUCGUCAUAUUCCUCCGGACAUCAACCUACGUGCUCAUCCGGAAAGCCGGUUCUACUCUGUCUGGAGGUUAUUUAUUGUCCGUUUCGGAUUCUACGACGAAGAUCCGACGUUCUCCGUCGCCAUCGAACCGUACGAUCCGGAGAUCGGAGAACGCGCUCGUGUAAACGUGAGUUUGAGGGAUAUUUCUCGGUCUGUUUAUACGUCUCCUUUACGUUCCUCCUAUCGCCGGACCCGUAUUCGUACCCGUGAGUUCGGUGGACCUGAGACGAGCGCUCACACUUUAUUGAGAUAUUUUAAAUAAAACCUUUUCGCACUGCCACGACUCCGUCCUCGGAAUUAAAUCGUCACGUUACGGCAACUCCGAGACCGCCGAUCUCGACUCGCAACCAAAGGCGUGUGAUUUUUUAUUUUUUUUUUAAACAUUUUUUUUUUUAAAAUCUGCGACGGCAAAAUCGAGCUGAAAAUUGUACCGUGUAUAUCCAGCUUUAGCUACGUAGAAGACAUGGCAUGGCGUAAACUCAUCUGCUUGGCUAUACAUCACCGUCAUUCACGUUUCACUCAGUAGCUGUUAGCGUCUAGCCCCUGGUACGGGUUAAUACAUACGUAUGAUGCAAAUAAAUAAAUAAAUAAAAACCCCACAAAAACAGUGCUUGUCUAACCGAGUUUAUUUUAUUUAAAGGUGUAAUAUUAGGACUGGAUGUGACUGAGACUCGAUCGAUAACUGUCAUGUUUUAUUCACCUUGUACGCUGAGGAAAUUAAACAUGAGUACUUUUAACAGUG
Messenger RNA from Ictalurus furcatus (blue catfish), 6420 nucleotides. It is a transcript of the gene zfyve1, whose product is annotated as zinc finger, FYVE domain containing 1. Bases 2121 to 4451 code for a protein of 776 amino acids. Gene Ontology annotation, molecular function: zinc ion binding. The record is from RefSeq and is a predicted model, not a curated record. NCBI's taxonomy places the organism in Eukaryota, Metazoa, Chordata, Actinopteri, Siluriformes, Ictaluridae. The transcript is spliced from 11 exons.